Messenger RNA from Trichogramma pretiosum, 862 nucleotides. It is a transcript of the gene Rbp1, whose product is annotated as RNA-binding protein 1. The record is from RefSeq and is a predicted model, not a curated record. The transcript has 5 exons. Gene Ontology annotation, cellular component: nuclear speck. The coding region runs from base 360 to 761 and encodes 133 amino acids. Gene Ontology annotation, molecular function: RNA binding. Lineage: Eukaryota; Metazoa; Arthropoda; Insecta; Hymenoptera; Trichogrammatidae. Gene Ontology annotation, biological process: mRNA splicing, via spliceosome.
UUUCCGUAGAUUUGCCUUGCCAUCUAUCUAUUUUUGCAUGCCAAUAUUUAAUUGCCGUGGAUGCUUUAUGAAAUGAUGUGCAUUGUCGGAAAAAACAACUAGUGCAACCGCCAUUUCAUACAAUUUUAAUAAUUAUAUACUAAUAUAUAUAUAUAUAUAGUCCAUUACUAUCAAUUAAUUUUGAUCAUUAAUCAAUAAUAUAAAUAUUUAGAUGUAAUCAAUUUUACUUUUAACUGAUAAAUUAGAGUGUUUUCUCAGUAAAAAAAUGGAUAGCUAAUUUAUCCAAUUGGGCAUGAUUUUUCAAUGUAGAGAGAAAGCUCAUUAGAUAUUAAUAACAAUUGACAUUUUCUCAAGACAAUAUGUCAUCACGGUAUAGAGAAUGGGAUUUAUCCUGCAAAGUUUAUGUGGGGAACUUAGGAAGCAGUGCAAGCAAGCAUGAAAUAGAAAGUUCAUUUAGUAAAUAUGGGCCUUUGAGGAAUGUUUGGGUUGCUCGAAACCCACCCGGCUUUGCAUUUGUUGAAUUUGAAGAUCCAAGAGAUGCUGAAGAUGCCGUAAGAGGAAUGGAUGGAACACGCUGUUGUGGAACACGGGUGAGGGUAGAAAUGUCAACUGGUCGAAGUCGGCGUGGCGCGGGUGGUGGACGUCGACCCGUAUCAAGGUAUUCGAGAUCUCGUUCCCGGAGUCCUAGAAGAAAAUCAUUAACUAGAAGUCGCAGCCGAGAUCGACGUUCAAGAUCUGAUUCUCGUGAACGGCGAUACUAAUCAUGAAAUAGUGGAAAACAGAAUCCCUGUAUAAUGAUUUUAAUAAUGCAUUAUAGCACAGUUUUUAUAUAUAAAAAUUUAAAUUAUCUUUAAAAAGUAAC